This is a messenger RNA of Cyclocybe aegerita, 2019 nucleotides long. The record is from the annotation of a GenBank genome assembly. Lineage: Eukaryota; Fungi; Basidiomycota; Agaricomycetes; Agaricales; Hemipholiotaceae.
AUGUCCUUGGUUCAGGAUCCCCCAAUCAAGCAACUAUGCACAAAGUGUCAUUCCUUCCAACCUCUUGACAACUUCAAGAAGUCUCGGGAUGGAUUCAAUAAAACGUGUAUCACAUGUGGGGCAAAGCAUUCGGAGAGAUAUAGGAAGCAGAAAAAGCGCAUUGCAGAUGAGGACAAGGAGAAUGAAGGGGGUGGAAACUCGGAAGGGGGAGAUCUUGAGCAAGGUGAGGAAGAAAGCGACGAGGUGUUGUGUCGAGAGCUAGGACAUGUCAGCCUCGAAGAGUUUCUUGACCAGAUUCUAGAGGCGUUGUCCUUGCACUCCUUUGCCGCUGUCAUCAACAUCGAUGAAGGGAUCUCUGGGACACAUAGGGAGAAAGCAGACAAGAUUUUGGAGAAAAUAUGGGAUGCUAUGGACUACCGUUUUGUCUAUAAUCAUCAAUAUGUUCAUAAGCAAACACCAUCUAGUCGUAUCAGCUACCACUACGCACAGAACUCAUGCUGUCAGAACGAUCCAAAGAAGGAAAGAGGGGAGAAUGUCAAAGAAAGAGACAAGGGGAGCAUGCCCACCUUUGCCUGUGAUGGCUGGUUCCAUGUCACGAUCUACGAUGACAAAGACAUCGCUUUAAUUAAGUAUAAACAUAUGGGCGAUCACAUACCUUAUUGCAACAUCGACCUACCGGCUUCAGUUCUCAAGCUUAUCAACAAAAAUCCGGAGCUGAAUGCGACCCAACUCUGGAAUAUUAUUCUUAAGGAUUUUCCUCGCCCAAACUUCACGCAAAAGCAAGUAUAUCAUGCCUGGCGCAAAGGCGAUAAUGCAAAGUACAGAUUCAACAACAAUCAUCUCAAGUCUGCGGAACUCCUGCUUGAAGACGCAAAGAAAAUGAAGGGACUCUAUCGAAUCGAACCAAUUUCUCUGCCUAAAUGCGACAGUUUUCAGGUUAUUGCUUUCUCUUUACCGGAGCUUCUCACUCAAUGGGGAGGGAAGAUCAAAGAGACCGUGCUGGAUUCUGCAUUUGGAUAUCUUCUCAUUCAACGCGAUAAGGAUGUUGAGGAAGGGGUACAGCAAGAAUAUAUUGAAGAACUACUCAAUCACUUCAAGAAGAAAUGGAAAAUUAGGCCCCUCUUUACGAUCACAGACAAGAAUAUUGCAGAGAUUAAGGCAUUCCUGCGCAAGUUCCCCGAUGCCAAACACCAGCUAUGCUUCUGGCAUUGUCUUCGAGCCAUCAAAACUCGACUCUUGACCCUCCACCACUGCCCGAAAUUCUAUGAUGUCAAAGAAGCGAGAAAGGAGUUCCUGUUCAUUGAUAAGUCGUUUGUACCCCUUGCACAGGCUGAGAAGAUCCUGCCAAAUCCAGCUCAGCAGAUAGCCUCAAAGCAGAUCCCUCGAGUGUCCAUUCGCAUGGGCAGCGUCCUCAUGAACACAGCACCUAUUCCGGCUCCCCCUGCUACCGCUCCUUCUGCUCCUGUACCUGAGGCAUCUUCAGGCACUCGUCAAGUUCUCUUUCGCUUUGAUGGAGCUGACAUCCAAAGUGUUGACAUUCCAAGUAACAUAUUCGAUCAAGUUGACGCAAUUAACGACUGCAGCAGGAUCGUGAAGAUGCUUAUGAUUACGAAUUCGAGGAAGGAGAGACAACGUCUCCUGACCGAGCUUAUGUGUUCUGCCCGGCCGAGCAUCGCAAGCAGCUCCUACACCUGUUUACCCAACACUUCUGUCAACAUCCUGCAUUUCUUGAGCGUACUGAAGGGACAUGGGACGCCUCUACGAUCUGAAAUAAUGCCGUCUUUGCUAUGUACACCUUCUGCUAUCAGCAUGGUCUCACCGAGGUUUGGGGAUAUUUCUGGGCAUUAUAUCUUGCGACUUCGAACAACAAUGUCUGUUGAGAAUUUCUGGAAGCAGCUCAAGCACAACUUUAUUCCAACCACGACUCAUCCUCGCCUUGACCACCUUGUCUGGAUUUUGAUCUAUCGAGUUACCCCAGCAUACAUCGCCCGAAUGGACACUCUUAACGACAACUACUGA